AUGGGAAAGAAGAAGGGCGCCAAGAAGGGCGGUGCCGACGAUUUUUGGGACGAAGCCGGCGAGUCCAUCGACAACAACAACGCCGCUCUCAAUGCUGACGACGACCAAGAUGAAGCACCCACUCACAAGGCCAAGAACCUCUUUGCAGCCAUGUCGCUCGACGACGGCGCCGACGACAACGACGAUGACGAUGACGAUGCGCCACCGCCGUCCAAGAAGGACAACAAAAAGGCCGCCAACGGCAAAGCUGCCAAGGACUCCGAACCUGCGCCAGCCCCAGCACCUGCCGCCGCUGACGACUACGACGACAGCUACGGUCUGAUGGGCGCCAUCAAGAACGCCAACAAGAAGGGCAAAAAGGACAAAAAGAAGAAGAAGAAGAACGACGACUUUGACUUUGACGAGUUCGCCGAGGACGUCAGUGGCAACGCCGUCGCUCCCGCCGAACAAGCCGACGCCGAAGAUGACCUCGCAAGCAAGGCACCAGUCCAGGGCACCAUCGACGACAUGCUCGACGACGAGUUCCCCGAGGACAAGCCAAAGAAGAAGGCCGCCGCCCAGAAGCAGACGCAGGACGAAGACGCCGCUUCCGCUGCCGCUGAUGAUGCCGAUGACGGUGCACCGCGCAUCCUCACCAAGAAGGAGAAGGAGAAGCUCAAGAAGGAGAAGGAAAAGGCAAAGAAGAAGGCCCAGGCUGCCGCCAAGAAGGCCGCCUCCUCAUCACAACCCGCCAAGCAGGACGCAGCAGACGACGAUGACGAUGCCGCCGACGCCGACGCUGCCGACACCUCCAAGGGCGACGACGCGCCUGCCGCUGCCUCCUCCGCCUCCAAGAAGAAGAAGAAGGGCAAGGCCGCCGCUUCCGAGCCGGCUCCGGCCGCUACGCCAGCACCUGCCUCCGGAAAGAAGAUCAGCCCCGCACUCGCCGCCCUUCAAGCCCGCAUCGCUGCGCAGAAGAAGGCCGAAGAGGAGGCAGAGCAGGCCAGACUCGAGGCCAUCCGUGCCGAAGAGGAGCGCGAGCGUCUCGAGCAGGAGGAGGAAGAGCGAAAGGAGGCCGCCAAACGAGCAAAGAAGGAGAAGGAGAAGGCCAAGAAGGAGCAGCUCAAGAAGGAGGGCAAGUUCCUCACCCCAAAGCAAAAGGCAGAGAAGGCGGCCGCAGAGGCCAGGAUGCAGGCCAUGAUCCAGGCCGGUCACAUCAAGGUCGAAGGUCUCGAGAAUCGCGAGGCGAGUGGCAAGCCCGCCCCUGCCAAGAAGCGCGCCGUCGUCGACAACCGCAAGAAGAAGGGUCCUCAGAAGCGUGAAGGCGGCCUCACCAUCCCCGAACCCGUCGCCGCUGACGAAAAGAAGGACGACGAAGAGGCCAAGCCCGCUCCUGCCGAGGCUCCAGCUGCAGAGAAGGCUCAGACGCCCGCUCCGGUCGAGGAGGCGGCCAAGGCCGACGAGCCUGCCGAGGAAGACGAGGAUGUCAAGGACAGCUGGGAUGCCGAAUCUGAGGAUGAGGACGUUAAGGACAGCUGGGACGCCGAGUCCGAAGACGAGAAGCCCUCCGCAUCCAAGGAGCAGGCCAAGUCGGACGCUGCCGCCGCUCCCGCCAAGACCAACGGCAAGGCUGCCGCCGACAAGGCCGAGGAGGACGACGCCGAGGACGCCGAGGACGACUCCGAGGACGAUGACUCCGACUCCGACGACGACUCGGGCAGCGACGACGACUCGGAUUCCGACUCGGACGACGGCAUGACCGCUGCGCAGCGUCAGGCCGCCGAAAAGAAGGCUCAGGCCGCCGAGCGCAGGAAGGAGCGUACCGAGCAGGCCAUGGCAGCCAGGAGCCGUGACGACCUCCGCAGCCCAAUCUGCUGUAUUCUCGGCCACGUUGACACGGGCAAGACCAAACUGCUCGACAAGAUUCGCCAGACCAACGUCCAGGAGGGCGAAGCAGGAGGUAUCACCCAGCAGAUCGGUGCCACCUACUUCCCUACCGACGUGCUCCAGUCCAAGACCGCCGUGCUCGACAAGGACUCGCCGUUCGAGUACAAGGUGCCCGGUCUGCUUGUCAUCGACACGCCAGGACACGAGUCCUUCACCAAUCUCCGAACGCGAGGUUCGUCGCUCUGCAACAUCGCCAUCCUCGUCGUCGACAUCAUGCACGGCCUCGAGCAGCAGACCAUCGAGUCCAUCCGACUGCUCAGGGACAAGAAGACGCCCUUCAUCGUCGCGCUCAACAAGAUCGACCGUCUCUACGGCUGGGACCCCACUCCCAACGGCGCCUUCCGCGACAGUCUCGAGAAGCAGCAGCGCGCCACGCGCAACGAGUUCGAGGAGCGCACCAAUCAGGUCAUUGUGCAAUUUGCCGAGCAGGGCCUCAACGCCGUGCCGUACUACGACAACAAGAACAUGGGCCGCAACGUCAGCCUGGUGCCCACAUCGGCCUUCACCGGCGAGGGUAUCCCCGACAUGCUGCGCCUCAUCAUCGAGCUCACCCAGACGCGAAUGAGCGAGAAGCUCAUGUACCUCUCCGAGCUCGAGUGCACCGUGCUCGAAGUCAAGGUCAUCGAGGGUCUCGGUACCACGAUCGACGUCGUGCUCUCCAAUGGUGUCAUGCACGAGGGCGAUCGCAUCGUCGUGUGUGGUCUCAAUGGACCGAUCGUCACACAGGUUCGAGCGCUGCUUACUCCGCAGCCGCUCAAGGAGAUGCGUGUCAAGGGCGCCUACGUGCACCACAAGAUGGUCAAGGCGGCGCUCGGUGUCAAGAUCGCAGCUCCGGAUCUCGAAAAGGCGAUCGCCGGCUCGCGCCUGCUCGUCGUCGGCCCCGAUGACGACGAGGAGGACCUCAAGGACGAGGUGAUGAGCGAUCUCAGCUCGCUCAUGAACUCCAUCGACACGUCCGGUCGCGGUGUCUGCGUGCAGGCGUCGACGCUCGGAUCGCUCGAGGCGCUGCUCGAGUUCCUGCGCGUCAGCAAGAUUCCCGUCAACGGCAUCAACAUCGGCCCCGUGUUCAAGAAGGACGUGGUGCGAUGCUCGACCAUGCUUGAAAAGGCCAAGGAGCUUGCUGUCAUCCUUGCAUUCGAUGUGCCCGUCGACAAGGAAGCCGAGAAGCUUGCCGAGGAGCUCGGAAUCAAGAUCUUCACCGCCAAGAUCAUCUACCACCUCGAGAAUGCCUUUACCAAGUACCACAACGAGGUGAUGGAGGGCAAGAAGAAGGAGGCGUCCGGAACCGCCGUGUGGCCGUGUCGUCUCAAGACCAUCGCGUGCUUUGCCAAGCGUGAUCCCAUCAUUCUUGGGUGCGACAUUAUCGACGGCUCUUUGCGCGUCGGAACGCCACUGUGUGUCGUCAAGACGGACCCGACCACGCGCAAGAAGACGGUGGUGCAUCUGGGCAAGGUGACGUCGCUCGAGAUCAACCACAAGGAGCGCGACGUGGUGCUCAAGCGAGACGUCGGCGGUGGUGUGGCGGUCAAGAUCGAACAUGCCGUGCACGAGUCCGCCAAGAUGUUCGGCAGACACUUUGAGGAGAACGACGUGAUCGUCUCGCACAUCAGCCGCGCCUCCAUCGACGCCCUCAAGGCCCACUUCUGGGACGGCAUCUCCACCGACGAGAAGAAGCUCAUCAAGAAGCUCAAGGGCGAACUCGACAUUCCGUGA
Molecule: messenger RNA, 3639 nt
Organism: Moesziomyces aphidis
Lineage: Eukaryota; Fungi; Basidiomycota; Ustilaginomycetes; Ustilaginales; Ustilaginaceae
Source: the annotation of a GenBank genome assembly